AUGAAGAUCUGCGUGGCAACCAUUCUGUCAAUCGCCCUCCUUCUGGGAAACUCUGUUAAGCUCCAAGCUUCCGAUACUGGGCCGGUUCCCUCGGACGGUCCUGCGUCCCCAACGUGUCAAAUGUGCUGCCAAGGACCUGCUGCCACACCCGGAAUACCAGGUCUGCCUGGGCCGUACGGUCAGCCGGGGUCAAAGGGUGCUGUGGGUGAGCCAGGUCAAAAAGGGGAGAUUGGCCCGAUCGGACCUAUGGGUGAGCGGGGAGCAUUUGGCAAUCCUGGGCCUAAAGGCGACGAUGCGAUAGGCCUGACUGGCAAGAUAGGUCCGAGAGGUCCACCAGGUUCAGCUGGAGGAAUUGGGCAAACCGGUGUCAAAGGUCAAAAGGGUGAGCCAGGGGAGACACCAGGCGACUCCAACCAGCGGGUGGCAUUUACUGUGACGAGGACGAGCUCUACUGAUACCUCUUCGAGUCACAACACCCGUUUGCCUUUUCAGGAGACCAAGACACUUCUGCCAGGUACCAACUUUGAUCUAGAAACAGGUGCAUUCACUGGUAAUGUGCCGGGCACCUAUGUGUUUCAUUUUUCUGUGCUGAAAUAUUAUAAUACUGGCUCACUCUACAUUCAUUUGAGGAAAAAUAGCGACUAUGUUGUCACUGGCAAUAGCAAUGAUCCAAGUCAUUAUGAGCAGGUGUCUGGGAGCGCGGUGCUGGUUCUGCAGCAGGGAGACGUGGUGUAUCUCACGAUGCAUGGUAUGGCGUAUGGUGAUACACAAUUUCCCUACAACUCAUUUAGCGGCUUCCUCCUCUACCCCAAAUAAACAAAUAUCAACCAUAUAAUCACCCAUCGCUCAAACAUCUUUCCAAAAUAUUAUGAAUGAAUAUGUUAAAUUUUAUUUUUUUUUCAAGCUACACAAUGCUGUUUUUAUUUCGAAAAUGUAUUUAGAGCAUAUACACAGGCGUGGAUUUAUGACAAGAAAGAGUACUUAGUAAUAAGAAAUUUAAAAAGAUAAUCUCAAAACCUUAUAUUACAAAAUUGUUAGCAUGUUCAUCCAAUAAUUUAAGAAGUAGCAGAGUUGUCAUUGAAAAAAGGCCUUUACAUUAUAUUAAUCUUUUGUGAGAACAGGGCAAAAACAACAGUGGCUAUCAAGCAUAAAAUGACAUAUUUUCAACCAAGAAUGUUAUUAUAAUUAUACCAAUUAUUAACGAUGCAUUGUGCACUGUUAUUGUAACCAAAUAGCAUAUUGUUCAAAAACAUGAAGUUUACGAUACUGAAAUUGGUUCCCAGAAGUGUUGAUAAUUUUCUCAUGCAUAUCGUACUAUUUUAACUAGCACCUGAAAGGUGCAACACAAAGUCACCUUAUAAUUAUAAAAUGUAUCAAAUAUAUUUUGUUAGAUUUGUUUUCAUAUUAUACGCUAUGUUUUGACAAUCUAAUUCACAGGAAACUAAAGUACAAAGACGUUUUGACUGUUUAAUUUCGAUUGUGAUCGUCUGUC
This is a messenger RNA of Patiria miniata (bat star), 1492 nucleotides long. RefSeq names its product complement C1q subcomponent subunit B-like. The record is from RefSeq and is a predicted model, not a curated record. Lineage: Eukaryota; Metazoa; Echinodermata; Asteroidea; Valvatida; Asterinidae. Gene Ontology annotation, molecular function: protein binding. The transcript has a single exon. Bases 1 to 816 code for a protein of 271 amino acids.